GCAAUAUUAUUAAAGGGCACUGGAGCAGACUGCUAACUCAUCCCUCUUAAGGAGAACUUUUUUCAGAUUUUCUUCUGCUUUGCACAUUUCAGUGUUGGAACAAGAACACAGAAAUUGAAAGAAAAGCUUGCUGAAGGGGGCAACAGCUGUGCACCUGCGUUGAGCAAAGGUUGAUCCAAGUUUGUCCAACACCUGACUGCAACUUUUGAGUUGAUGCCACUCGGGCCUGUCCGCAGAGAAGCAAUUACAAGCUCAGAAUUCAUGAACAGCAAUAACCCUGCAGCCAUGGACACUAAAAGUGGCUGUUCCAGCAUCCCGUCUCAAAAGGCACAGACUGAGUCAGAUGCCACAGAUUUAAAGACCCACUCCUCUGUCAUCCUCAAUGGGAAGCCCACCACAGAUGACUUCAGUGCAACGCUGGCUUCAGACAGCCGGGGGACCCAUCGUUCCAGUAACGCUGAGCCACUGGCCGAGCCUCCCAGAUCACUUGAGCAGGACGGAGCUGCCGAAGGACUUUCCACAGGAGAACCCAAGGCAGUUCCCCUGUCGACGACCCAUUUGGCAACAACUCUAACCCCAGCUGACCAGCUAUGGAGCAGCAGCAGAGACGUGGCAGUGAGGCUGAGGCUGGAGGGAUCCGGCCCGGGCUCAGAGACUCCCAUCACCAUCCAUCAGAUGUUCCUGGAGACGGUUGAAAACUAUGGGGAACAUCCAGCUUUGGUUUCAAAGAAAGAUGGCCAGUGGAUGACUCUGACCUGGAGGCAAUACUACGAGCAGUGCCGUGCAGCUGCUAAAAGCUUUCUCAAGUUGGGGCUGGAGCGUAACCAUGGCGUAGGGAUUCUGGGAUUCAACUCCCGUGAGUGGUUCAUCUCAGACAUCGGCUGCAUCUUUGCAGGGGGACUGGCAGCUGGGAUUUACACGACGAACUCGCCAGAGGCCUGUCAGUAUGUGGCUGCAAACUGUGAGGCCAACAUCCUGGUUGUGGAGAACCAGAAACAGCUUGACAAAAUCCUGCAGGUUAAAGAUCAUCUACCUCACCUCAAAGCCAUUGUUCAGUACAAGGGUGAACCACAGCAAAAAGUGCCAUUUCUUUAUUCAUGGGAGGAGUUCAUGAAACUGGGAGAGGAUGUGCCCAAUGAGCAGCUGAAUGCUGUGAUUGACAGUCUUCGGGCCAAUGAGUGCUGCACCCUCAUCUACACCUCUGGAACCACUGGCAACCCUAAAGGAGUCAUGCUGAGCCAUGACAAUAUAACAUGGACGGCCCGUAUGGGAUGUGCCAUGUUAAAAGCAAAAGGUGGUGAGGAGGUCCUGGUCAGCUACCUGCCGCUCAGCCACAUCGCAGCCCAGAUGGUUGAUGUUUAUAUCUGCAUGAGUUUUGCUGGGACCACCUACUUCGCAGAGCCAGAUGCCCUCAAAGGCUCUUUGAUAAACACACUGAAAGAAGUUCAUCCAACUUGUUUCCUGGGAGUUCCUCGUGUGUGGGAGAAGAUCGAGGAGAGGAUGAAAGCUGCAGGAGCCAAGGUGUCCCCAGUGAAGAAGAGAAUGGCCGACUGGGCCAAAUCCAUUGGUCUGCAGUACAGCUACAGCGUCAUGAAUGGGGAGAAUUGGGUGCCGUGGGGCUUCAUGCUGGCUAACAAUCUGGUCUUCAAGAAGGUGCGUGCUGCUCUGGGCUUAGACCGCUGCAGGUUAUGCUGCACUGGAGCUGCGCCCAUCACCAAAGACACUCUGGAUUACUUCAUGAGUCUGAACAUCCCUGUGAAGGAGCUGUAUGGGAUGAGUGAAAGCUCUGGCCCCCACACUGUCUCCAUUGAUGAAUACCGCAUCACAAGCUGCGGAAAAGAGAUGCAGGGCUGCAAGACAAAGCUGGUGAAUACAGAUGAAGACGGGAAUGGAGAGAUCUGUUUCUGGGGUCGUAACGUCUUUAUGGGCUACCUGAACAUGCCUGACAAAACAGCAGAGGCUUUGGACGAGGACGGCUGGCUGCACACUGGAGACCUGGGAAGACACGAUGAACAAGGCUUUCUGUAUAUCACAGGAAGGAUCAAAGAGCUCAUCAUCACUGCUGGUGGCGAGAACAUCCCUCCUGUGCCCAUCGAGGAUGCAGUGAAGUCUGAGGUGCCCAUCAUCAGCAACGCCAUGCUGAUUGGAGACAAGCGCAAGUUCCUCUCCAUGCUGCUCACACUUAAAUGUGUCAUGGACGAUAACGGCGAGCCCACAGAUGAGCUGAGUCCAGAGACUUUAGAAUUCUGCCAGCAACAUGGCAUCAGAGCAACCAAGGUAUCAGAGAUUGUAGCCAAUAAGGAGCCGGCUAUUUACAGCGCCAUUCAGGCAGGCAUUGAGCGUGUCAACGCCCGGUCAACAUCCAACGCCCAGAAGGUCCAGAAGUGGCUCAUACUGGAGCGAGACUUCUCAGUCACUGGAGGAGAACUGGGACCCACCAUGAAACUCAGGAGGCCCAUUGUUGUGAAGAUGUACCAGGAGAAAAUAGAUGAAAUGUACACAGUGGCUGCAGAAAAACAGUAGCCUGCACUGCACAGGAAUCAGAGGUGGUCAUGGGAAAUCAGAUGCCUGGACAUGCAGUUUCACAGCAGCUGUACUUGUUGUUUUAAAAAAAAAAAAAAAAAAAAAAAAAAGUACAGCAUUGACAAUUUACUGCCC
Messenger RNA from Archocentrus centrarchus (flier cichlid), 2658 nucleotides. Its product is annotated as long-chain-fatty-acid--CoA ligase ACSBG2-like. NCBI's taxonomy places the organism in Eukaryota, Metazoa, Chordata, Actinopteri, Cichliformes, Cichlidae. Gene Ontology annotation, cellular component: endoplasmic reticulum; membrane. The transcript is spliced from 17 exons. The record is from RefSeq and is a predicted model, not a curated record. The coding region runs from base 214 to 2523 and encodes 769 amino acids. Gene Ontology annotation, molecular function: long-chain fatty acid-CoA ligase activity.